Molecule: messenger RNA, 1047 nt
Organism: Sporisorium graminicola
Lineage: Eukaryota; Fungi; Basidiomycota; Ustilaginomycetes; Ustilaginales; Ustilaginaceae
Exons: 1
Coding region: 1-1047 (348 amino acids)
Source: RefSeq, a predicted model, not a curated record
AUGUCGGCACCUCUCUUUGUGAGCCAGCAACUGCUUCGUGGGCAAGCCGCAUCCACUCUGCGACGAGCCAGCCCCGGCGUCGCCGCCAUCCACCCCUCGACUUCAGCGUCAGUCCUCGCACGCUCUUUGCAUGCCCAGCCGAAUCAUUCAAUUGCGCCAACUUCGCAUGCCACUGCCUCCUCCAAGCGAUGGCCACUCAGGACUCUCGGUGGUGGGCUGAUGGCUGCCGGUGGAGGCUGGUACUACCUCGGCAACAACGAGAUGCACCAGCAGAAGCAGAGCUUUUCGGUCUACGCUCCUCUCGAGUCGGAAGCAGCGGGUGGCAGCAAGGUCGAGGGAUCGUCUACGCUUUUGCGGCCCGCGUCUCCCGCUGCGCCUCGACGACAGACUGUCACGCUGGUCUUUGUGACGUCGCAAUCUACCGGUCAAGGGCUGGUCAAGAGCCUCGUCUCCAACCUGGGGGGCGGGUCGAAUGAAAGGGAGAAAUGGUUCCCCUGGAUCGGCUACUUUCGUGAAGCUGGCUACGACUGCUUGCAGAUGAACCUCGCCCUGCCUAGCAGUGACAAGGAUGGCGCUGACACGACCUCGCACGCGGACGUGGGCAAGACCACCGCUCGUCUGGCAGACGAGCUGCACUCGCAGAUCAGGCUCAGCAACCUCCAACGUCAACCGGUGCUGUUUGUCCAUCAUACAGCCGACUCUUCGUCGACCUCCACCGCUCAAAUCGUCAGCUCGUACAUCGAGCCCAACAGCAGCGGUGGUAGCAGUGGAGGCGGAUUUCUGAGCAAGAUCUUUGGCGGCGGAGGCAUGUUUAGCGCUCGACCCGCGAUUUCUGGUUUGGUGGUGAUUUCGGAUCUUGACGACGCUUCCGCUUUGACGCUGUUUGGCAAGCAUCCGAAGCUGAACACGCUGAUCGUGGCGAAUGGUGGGGCCAAUACUGCGGCUCACCAGGGCAAAGUCACCGUGAUGGACGCCAAUGGUCAGAAGGACGACAAAAUCAUCAAGGAUAUCGAAAGGUGGCUUAUCAAGGAAGGAUACGAAGGCUGA